AUAUCAACACAAGUUAUAUAAUAUAAACCGACUGUCAUCAUCAUCAUAAUCAUUAACAUUCAGUUUUGGUCAAUUAUGGAUUUCCAAAUGGCUAAUGGAAGCCAUAAUCAUCAUCAUCAUCAUCCGGAUGAUGUACUAAUGGCCACAAAUAAUCGAACAUCAUCAUCAUCAAUUUUAUAUGAUUUUAUUUCAACAACAACAACAACAGCGACAACAACAACAAUUGGAAAGAAUUUCACUCAACAUUUAUUAUUACCAUCAUCAACAUCAACAGCCACGGCUGUAUCGAUUAUUGAUCAACAGCCAUUCGAUACAGAAUCAACAUCAACCAUAAUCGCCAUCAAUAAUGAUAACAAUAACAAUUUAAUAGAUGAAAAUCAACUAAUAAAUCAUAUGUUAACAUCACUUAAGAUGGCAAUUGAAAAUAAUUGUACCGAUCUAGAUCAAACAUCAUUAUCAUCAUUGUUAUAUCAUUUAAAUAUGACAACAACAUCCACAACCUCAUCUGCUACAUCAAUGAAUAAUAAUGACAUUUUAGCCGAAUGGUUACGUAAUGAAACAAUAGGAUUAACAAAUACAUCCUCAUCAUCAUCAUCAUCUUCAUCACCAUCAUCGGAAUUAUUGUUGAAUGAUUUCAUCAAAUUUACAGAUUUGAAUGAAAAUCAAUCCUCAUCAUCAUUGGGAACAUAUUGUCCAUCAGCAUGGGAUGGUGCAUCAUGUUGGAUGCGUACAUUAGCCGGCAAUGAAGCAAUUAUACCAUGUUUUUCUCAUUUUAAUGGCAUCAAAUAUGAUACAAGUCAAAAUGCCACCAGAAUGUGUUUACCAAAUGGUACAUGGGCUGAACGUGCUGAUUAUGAUCAAUGUAAAGCAUUAAAUUUGGCCAUACAGAUACCGAUUGAGAAUCUUCAUACAACCUAUAUUUAUUAUUUCGGUUAUGGUCUAUCAUUAUUAGCACUUUCGAUUGCUCUCUUUAUAUUUCUUUAUUUCAAAGAUUUACGUUGUGUACGUAAUAUAAUUCAUACAAAUCUAAUGGCCACGUAUUUAUUGAUUGCCAUCUGUUGGAUAACCACUGAUCGUUUGCAUGCAUAUCCAUCACCAACGUCACAAAAAGCAUCGUGUAUAACGGUCAUUUUGUUAACAUAUUUAAUGGGUACAAAUUUUUUCUGGAUGUUUGUCGAAGGUCUUUAUCUUUAUAUAUUGGUAGUGAAAACAUUUUCCAUUGAAUUUGUUAAAAUAACCAAUUAUUUGAUUAUUGGUUGGGGUGCGCCGGCAUUAAUCAUUAUAUGUUGGUUAUUAUCAAAAUUUUAUUUCUCCAAUUAUGAUUCUGAAUUGGUUCAAUGUCCAUAUCAAGCUCAAGAUGAAUUUGAUAACAUCUAUAAAGUACCGAUUUUAUUGGUUUUGAUUGUGAAUAUAUUUUUUCUUUGUAAAAUAAUGUGGGUAUUGAUCACUAAAUUACGUUCAUCAAAUUCAAUUGAAUCAAAACAACGUCGUAAAGCGGCAAAAGCAUUAUUAGUACUCAUUCCAUUAUUAGGUGUUGGUUAUAUGUUAGUAUUGGUUACACCGACACAUCCUACAGCCAAAUGGGUAUUUCAGUAUUCACAAGCCGUACUUGUAUCAACACAGGGAUUUACGGUUGCUGUACUAUAUUGUUUCUGUAAUGGUGAAGUAAGAAAUUCAUUACGAAAUCAUUUUCAACGUUUCCGUUUACGUCGUACAUUACAAUAUGGAGGCGAGUAUCCAGCACAUAAAACAACAUAUUAUCGUACAACUGCAUAUCAUAAUUAUCAUCAUCAUCAUCAUCGUCAUCAUAACCAUAAUAAUUAUAAUAAUAUUCAGAAUCAGAAUAGAAAAUAUUCAAAUAAUAAUAAUAAUCGAUUCAAAUCACAAUCAUUAUAUUGUUCUUCAUCAAAUGUUUCAGGCCAGAAAAUUCAACAUACAAAUCAAAAUAUUCGAUUACGUGAUUCCUGUAUAUCAUAUACAACGACAACAUCAUUUCUAUCACCUAGUUCAACUGUUAUUACUGUCGGUGGUAUUGGCCAUUCAAAUGGUUUUGGUUCCAAUGGUAAUGGUGGCCAUUUAUCAUUAGCAUCAACAACAUUAACCGAUGUUCAAGAAUCAAAAGAAUGUCUAAAAAUGUCUUCAAUCAAUAAUGAUGAUGAAGAUGAUGAUGAUAAUAAUAAAGAUAAAAACAAUGGCGACAACAGACGAUUCGAUAAUCGAACAAUAACAACAACAACAACAACAACAAAUGAUGGUUAUCAUCCAAUACCAACCAAAUGAUGAUGAUGAUGAU
Dermatophagoides farinae (American house dust mite) is the source of this 2293-nucleotide messenger RNA. The record is from RefSeq and is a predicted model, not a curated record. Lineage: Eukaryota; Metazoa; Arthropoda; Arachnida; Sarcoptiformes; Pyroglyphidae.